AUGGCAAACAGUAAAUACGAGUACGUCAAGUCCUACGAGGUUGGAGACGAGGUUUUCCCGCCAAACUUGAUCGUUGUUCGCAUCGACGGCCGCGAUUUUCGAACGUUUUCUCAAGUGCAUGAGUUUGAGAAGCCAAAUGAUGAGGCGGCACUCAACUUGAUGAACUCAUGUGCAGUUUCAGUGUCGGAAAAUUUUCCAGACAUUGUGUUCUGUUAUGGAUUCAGUGACGAGUUCAGCUUUGUCUUCAAGAAGACGUCCAAGUUCCACCAGAGACGUGCCAGCAAAGUAGAGUCUAUUGUUGCAUCCUUCUUCACCUCGGAGUAUGUUUCGAAAUGGAGGGAAUUCUUCCCUCGUAAGGAGUUAAGAUACCCUCCUUCGUUUCGCUCACAGGUUAUAGCCUGCGCUACGAUUGAAGUUCUUCAAUCAUAUCUUCUGUGGAGGCAGAGUACUUGUCAUACCAGGAACCUGCACAAUACUUGCUUAUGGGAGCUUGUAAAAGAUGGGAAGACUGAAAGCGAAGCGCUGGAGUUACUGAAGGGAGCCAGUAAGGAUGAGAAGAACAGCCUUCUUUUUGAGUGGUUUGGCAUCAACUAUCAAAAAUUGGAUGCUCUAUUCCGUCAAGGAUCCUGCAUUUUGAAGACUGAGGUGAUGGACAUUGUGAAACACAAUGAGAAUGGUUCUCCUGUGAAGAGGCUCAGGAGAAAGUUGAGAAUACUUCAUUCGAAGAAUAUAGCUGCGGGAAGUUUCUGGAACCAGCAUACGAGUCUUAAGAAUGAGCUCGGUAGUUUAACAAAGGACAUUGGAAAAGUUGAACCGGAUUACCUCAGGUCCUUCCACUUUGGGAACAAAUUGAUGCCAUUGACAUGGAUUGUUAUUAGAAUCGAUGGUUGCCACUUUCACAGGUUUUCUGAAGUUCAUGAGUUCGUGAAGCCAAAUGAUGAGCAAGCUCUCAACCUUAUGAAUUCAUGUGCCGUUGCUGUGAUUAAAGAGUUUCGAGACAUAGUUUUUUCCUAUGGCGUCAGUGAUGAAUACAGCUUUGUUUUAAAGAAGGAUUCUCAAUUCUGUCAGAGGCAAGCAAGUGAGAUGGUAUCUGUCAUUGUGUCAUUCUUCACUUCCUCGUACGUGAUGAAGUGGAAAGCUUUCUUCCCUCAGAAAGAGUUGAAGUGCCCCCCUUAUUUUGAUGGCCGUGCUGUGUGCUAUCCAUCAUCUGAUAUUCUUCGAGAUUAUCUGGCAUGGAGGCAAGUCGAUUGUCAUAUCAACAAUCAAUAUAAUACUUGUUUCUGGGAGCUUGUCAAGUCUGGAAAAAGCAAAAGUGAAGCUCAGAAUUUUCUCAAGGGUACUCAAGCAGGCGACAAAGAUGGCCUGCUUAAGCAAUUUGGUAUCGACUACAACAAGUUACAUGUUAUGUUCCGCCAAGGUUCAUCCAUUUUCUGGGAGAAGGGAGACGUUAUAACGAUGAACGGGAACAAGGCAUCUGUUGAAAAGUCUGGGGAAAAAGUUUUUGUAGAACAUUGUAAUAUUAUUGAGCCAAGUUUUUGGCGUGCACACCCAACUAUUCUGUAUUGA
This is a messenger RNA of Fragaria vesca subsp. vesca, 1566 nucleotides long. Its product is annotated as tRNA(His) guanylyltransferase 1-like. Gene Ontology annotation, biological process: tRNA modification. Lineage: Eukaryota; Viridiplantae; Streptophyta; Magnoliopsida; Rosales; Rosaceae. The transcript has a single exon. Bases 1 to 1566 code for a protein of 521 amino acids. Gene Ontology annotation, molecular function: tRNA guanylyltransferase activity; magnesium ion binding. The record is from RefSeq and is a predicted model, not a curated record.